AUGGCCCCUCUUUCUGACAUGAUUCCUCAUCCCUAUUAUCCUCGCACUCUCUCUAUCCCAUCCUACAGUGGCCGUACUUGGUCUCCUCUGCAAAUCCUGGGCUACAGAGUCAUCAGUGUUAGUCCCCACUACUCGAGCAAGACUAAGUCCAGCAAGGUUGCUCAAGCAUCUUCUGCUCCACUCGGCACUCGUUUAAUCUUUCUCUGGUUUUUGGCAUGUUCAGGCAUUCAUUUUAUUACUGAGGGUUACUAUGUAGCCUUCAAUCAGACCAUUGCCAGCAGAAACUCGUUUAUGGCUGAGCUCUGGAAAGAGUAUGCACUGUCAGACUCUCGCUAUAUUACGUCAGAUCAAACUAUCUAUAUAUGGGGUCCGCUCUGCUUUAUUGCUUGCUGCAUGAUCUACAAAAACUGUUCCAAGCGCCAUCUCGUUUUAUUUUCCAUUUCUUUUGGUCAGCUCUACGGUGAUAUCAUUUAUUAUGCAACCACUCUCGCAGAAGGUGCUCCACACUGCAAUCCCCAUCCUUUCUACUUUUAUUUCUAUUUUAUCUUUAUGAACUUGUUUUGGAUCUUUAUUCCCAUCAUAGUGAUGAUGGAUAGCGGAAAAGUGAUCAUGAGUGCAUUGAAUGCUACUCAUGCUCCAGAAAAGGAGACUCGCAAGAACAAAUGA
Batrachochytrium dendrobatidis JAM81 is the source of this 666-nucleotide messenger RNA. RefSeq lists its product as uncharacterized. The record is from RefSeq and is a predicted model, not a curated record. The coding region runs from base 1 to 666 and encodes 221 amino acids. Gene Ontology annotation, molecular function: steroid Delta-isomerase activity; C-8 sterol isomerase activity; cholestenol delta-isomerase activity. Lineage: Eukaryota; Fungi; Chytridiomycota; Chytridiomycetes; Rhizophydiales. The transcript is spliced from 3 exons. Gene Ontology annotation, biological process: sterol biosynthetic process. Gene Ontology annotation, cellular component: endoplasmic reticulum; membrane.